CAAGCUUGUCAUUCUUUAACCGACAGUGGCUCACGGCGGAUGUGUUUUUACGACUCGGAAAGUCUUCCAGGAUCAUCUGUGGGGAAGUCAUAAGGAUUCCCUUAACAUAGCGCCUGUUUCUCUAAGCGCAGUUGAAGUGUUUUUUGAAGUUGAAGUUACUUCCGGUGUAUAAGUGAAGCUGGCUGAAUAAUCAAAUUAGUGCGUCUGGCGUCGCCAAGGGGCAUAGUGAAUAAUUAAAGCUUCAAGAGGAAAGAUCGAAUAAUUAUUAUUGCCUACUGGUGCAUUUCACUGUCAAAGAUUAUAGUGAAAAUUUAAAUUCCGUGAUGCUGCAACAAGAGCAAAUAAAACAAAAGUGUGUAUGCAAAUCAGCUUGAAUGACGCAAAGUGGUUAGAGCUAUCAAAUAACAAGCUGACUGAAGUUUAGCUUCAUCUAAAAUACAUAAGUGAAGUACAAUUUUCGAGUUUCCAAAGUGUUUUCAAACUAAAAAUCCAAAAGGAUUGUUUCGAAUCAAGCGAUCGCUUCUAGCUAGGUCAAUAGUUAUAGCAUCUGGCUAAUCUACGUAAGUCAACAGAAUGCUAGUAUUGCAUUGCAUUUGAGUGCAUCUCUCAGCUAUAAUAGUGAUACCUAUCGCAUAGCAACAAAUCUGUGCGGUUUAGUUAGUAGUGGUUUACCCCAGCAGCAGUGAAGUACAGUCGCAAAUCGUUGCAUUUAGUGUGUUCCUCUGAGCAGCAGCAGCAAUAAUAACCGCGACAGAUAAGUUCCAUUGAAGUCACGUUUUUGCAACGAAGUGCACACAUAGGUACAGCUCUCAGUACAGAGUAGGCCUACGCACUUGCAUCGUCUGGAACUGGAACGUGGUAUAAAACGGGUGUUUUGGGUGCUGGUGUGAGUGAAAAAACAACAAGGUAGUGAUUGAUAUUAUCGAGACGAAUCGAAAGCCCGGAUCAAUGAUUAGCAGCAAAGGUUGAAGCGCAACGGAAUACGAUUGACCGGUAAAGCACCUCAAUGGCUUCGUUCGCACAUUUUUGUGCACACAAUUCUACAGCCGCCGUCGGUUUCCUGCGAGCCCCGCAACCCAGUUGGAACGCGUGGUAAAUCACCAAUAAACCACAGUGACAUCGGUGGGCUUAUCCUGUUGGGAAGAGCGCUUGUUUUUCGGGAAUUUUAAAAUCCGGGACGACGGGUUAAUGCUUGUUAUUUCUCACGUGCUGUAAGCGACCUCAUCUUGAAGCAUGGAAUGGUUGCUAGUAGGUCCGCAGAUAAACAGCAUUUUCGGUUCGCUAGGAUCGUUUGUGGAUGACACUUAUCUGGUCGACGAUGAUUGCCUGGUUGCGCUUGAGGAAAUAAUAUGCAAGCUAGCCUUGGAGGAUGCCACGCUCAGGACGUUUCGCCGGGCGAUUGGAUUUGGACAGAAUGUGAAAAACGAUAUCAUUCCCCUGCUGAUCCAUUCAAAGGAAACGAAAAUAAAAGAUUCCGCCAUCCGGCUGCUGGUGAAUCUGACGGUUCCGGUAGAAUGUCUGCUAUCGGUGGAAAACGUUUCCCAGUCGGAAGUAGGGCGGCAUACAAUAUUUGAGCUGAACAAACUCUUAUUCACCAGCAAGGAAGCUUUCAUCGAAUGGAAGGCUACCAAAGCUGUUAUUGAUCACAUGAAGACAAUGCUCGAGAGAGACACCAAACUUUCGAUUCAGAACUGUGACAGCAUUAACAAUUGUUUGCUCCUGCUGAGGAAUGUACUGCACGUACCGGAACCAUGUCCUUCGACAACGCAUCCACAUCCGACCUUCAGUCACGGCGGGACCUCGUUACAAAAUCAAAUCAUCUGGAAUCUGUUUACCCAGAGCAUCGACAAGUUGCUCGUCCAUCUGAUGUCAUGUCCCCAUCGGGCGUUCUGGGCCGUUACCAUGGCCCAGCUGGUAGCCCUGAUGUACAAGGACCAGCACAUCAACACCCUGCAGAAGAUGCUGAACCUCUGGUUCGAAUCGACCCUUUCGGAGAGCUCCAAUGACAACGAAAGCAACACCACGCCCUCGAAACAGUGCAGCGGAGAUUCCAGCCCGAUGCUUACCUCGGAUCCGACCUCCGAUUCCUCGGACAAUGGUAAAUUGGGAUCUUCCAAAAGUAUUGGUAUGCGACACUCGUGUAUGACUGUUUCAACAAAUUAAUAUUCACAUAAACUAUUGGGAACGUCCGAUUUAGUGUUAGCAAGUGAUAAGCAGUGUAGUAAAACAUACAUACAUGUUUUCAUCUUUCAGGUCACUAGAAGCAUCGUGGUA
Uranotaenia lowii is the source of this 2274-nucleotide messenger RNA. Its product is annotated as protein timeless-like. Gene Ontology annotation, cellular component: replication fork protection complex. Lineage: Eukaryota; Metazoa; Arthropoda; Insecta; Diptera; Culicidae. Gene Ontology annotation, molecular function: DNA binding. Bases 1234 to 2163 code for a protein of 309 amino acids. Gene Ontology annotation, biological process: DNA replication checkpoint signaling; replication fork arrest; DNA repair. The transcript is spliced from 3 exons. The record is from RefSeq and is a predicted model, not a curated record.